Molecule: messenger RNA, 1029 nt
Organism: Prunus dulcis (almond)
Lineage: Eukaryota; Viridiplantae; Streptophyta; Magnoliopsida; Rosales; Rosaceae
Exons: 6
Coding region: 171-737 (188 amino acids)
Biological process (GO): protein folding; chaperone-mediated protein complex assembly
Cellular component (GO): nucleus; cytosol
Molecular function (GO): Hsp90 protein binding; protein-folding chaperone binding
Source: RefSeq, a predicted model, not a curated record
AUCGCGUAGUCUCUCCACUCUUGUAUUGUAUGUACCCGUUUCCUCCCGAAAGGCCGUAACUCACAAUCCAAAGUCAUUGUUGUAGUAGGUCACGACUCGCAAGGGGGUUUGCUCUUUGCUCUGCUCUUAUUUUAGGGUUUUACACUUUCCUUUCUUCUUCCCAGAACAAUAUGAGUCGUCAUCCUGAGGUGAAGUGGGCCCAAAGGGUGGACAAGGUUUUCAUUACUGUGCUUUUGCCUGAUGCAAAGGACGCUAAGGUUAAACUUGAACCUGAUGGAGUUUUUAGUUUUUCUGCUAGUGCCGGUGCAGAGAAUCACCAUUAUGAACUGAAACUGGAUCUUUUUGAUAAGGUUAAUGUGGAGGAAAGCAAAAUAAAUGUUGGAGUGAGGAGUAUCUUCUGUAUCUUGGAGAAGGCAGAGAAAGUUUGGUGGAAGAAGCUUUUGCGUGGAGAUGGAAAGACACCCCAUUAUGUCAAAGUAGAUUGGGACAAAUGGGUGGAUGAAGACGAGGAUACUGGAUCAGGUCCGAGUGACUUGGAUUUGGGAGGGAUGGAUUUCUCGAAAUUUGGUGGCAUGGGAGGUGAUGAUGCAAUGGGUGACUUUGAUGAUAGUGACGAAGACCUAGAAUUGCCAAAGCCAGGAGAACAGGACUAUGACAAGAACGAAGCAGAAGAGAUUGGAGAUGAUCCUUCGGAAGAGAAGAAGGAAGAGAAAAAGGAAUCUGCAGGGACCACAUAAUUUCAUGUUACCGAAGCAGUCAGAGCUUGCAUGGUUAUGGAGUGAUUUUUUUCUUCUGCCUUAGUUACUAGGUGUCUGUUUUUUAUCUAACCGUGUUAAGCAAUCCUGCUCUAUCUUCGAUGUUAGCAAAAUGGUGAGUUCUGGAUUACAGAACUGGCAAUACUCAGGGUGUUGUACUUUUAGCUAUUUGUUUCAUGGAUCUGAACUAUGGGUUUUAUUCCUAGUCAUGAAGUUUACUACCUUGAAGUUUGCCGAGUUUCAGCUUUUCAUACAUAAAGUUUUUUGGGUCUCA